AUUAUUUUCGCCAGCCCAUGGACGAGGGUGCGAUCUACACGCUGGACGAGGCGCAAGCCGCCGUCGCGCGCAUGCAGAGUGCGCUGAGCGCCAUCUCGGCCGAGUGCUCGCUCGAAGGCGCGGGCACCGAGGCGACCUUCCUCGAGAAGACGGGGUCGGCGAUGACCGACACCAAGUCCACGGCGCGCCAGCUCGCAACGUUCCUCGACGCCGAGAAACGGCGCAAGACGACCGACAAGUCCAAGCUCAAGGACCUCCGGAAGAGCUACAUUGACGCCGUCAAGCAGCUCCAGGACGUCGAGCGCAUCUACGCGCGUCGCCACGAAGCCGUCAUCGAAUAUGACUUGAUCAAGACGGCGUGCAUCUCGACGGACGACCUCCAAAAGGCGAAAGAGGACCGCGACAUGGCGCUCGAGGUGGCCGAGGACGCGGUCCAAGUCAACAAGGCGUUCAUUGCGGUCGAGACGAUGGUCAAGGCGCAGACAGGCAUGAUCACGCAGAUCCGCAACCAAACCGAAGAGAUCAAGCUCGAAAUUGGCGCGAUCGUCGACGAAGCCGAAGUCACGCGGCAGGUGCAGCGUGCGCACAUGCAGAAGAAAUGCCUCAUCGGGACCGUCGCGCUCCUCAUCAUCGCUGCCAUCGUCGUGCCCAUCGUGCUAAAUUACGCACUCGUAUGAGCCGUCAAAACAGCAAAUCAAUUGGUCUUUAGUCCGCUCU
This is a messenger RNA of Saprolegnia parasitica CBS 223.65, 717 nucleotides long. RefSeq lists its product as hypothetical. The transcript has 2 exons. NCBI's taxonomy places the organism in Eukaryota, Oomycota, Saprolegniomycetes, Saprolegniales, Saprolegniaceae. The coding region runs from base 18 to 677 and encodes 219 amino acids. The record is from RefSeq and is a predicted model, not a curated record.